AAAGGCUCUUCACUCUGGCUGGAGGCGGACGGAGCGAGAAGAAGUGGACGACGACCGCGCGGCGCCGCGGGAGGGAUGGAGGCGGCGGCAGCAGAGCCUGGAAACCUGGCCGGCGUCCGGCACGUCAUCCUCGUCCUCUCGGGAAAGGGCGGGGUUGGGAAAAGCACCAUCUCCACAGAGCUGGCCCUGGCCCUGCGCCACGCGGGCAAGAAGGUGGGGAUCCUUGACGUGGACCUGUGUGGCCCCAGCAUCCCCCGCAUGCUCCGGGCCCAGGGCAGGGCCGUGCACCAGUGUGGCAGCGGCUGGGUGCCCGUCUUCGUCGACCAGGAGCAGAGUAUCUCCCUCAUGUCUGUGGGCUUCCUGCUGGAGAAUCCAGACCAGGCUGUGGUGUGGCGAGGCCCCAAGAAAAACGCGCUGAUAAAGCAGUUUGUGUCUGACGUGGCCUGGGGACAGCUGGACUACCUGGUUGUGGACACGCCCCCGGGGACCUCUGAUGAGCACAUGGCCGCUGUGGACGCCCUGCGCCCCUACAGCCCCCUGGGCGCCCUCCUGGUCACCACGCCCCAGGCAGUGUCCGUGGGGGACGUGAGGCGGGAGCUGACCUUCUGUAGGAAGACGGGGUUGCGGGUGAUCGGCAUCGUGGAGAACAUGAGUGGCUUUGUCUGCCCGCACUGCACGGAGUGCACCAAUGUCUUCUCCAGGGGAGGCGGCGAGGAACUGGCCAGACACGCUGGAGUCCCCUUCCUAGGCUCCGUGCCCCUGGACCCCGACCUCACGAGGAGCCUGGAGGAGGGCCGAGACUUCAUCCAGGAGUUCCCUGAGAGCCCUGCCUUUCCCGUACUCUCCGCCAUAGCCCAGAAAAUUCUGAACGAGACGUCUGCUCAGCUCUCUUGACCGAGGCAGCCCCACGUGUCUCCUCUUGGCGCUGCUGUGGGGCUCGCGCUCACCGACUGGAGCAGACAUCCUGGGCACAGCUCCUGGGUCCUGUCGGGCUGGCUGAGGGGCCGUCACUGAGCACGUGUCCGUGCCCGGGCCCUUGGAGACAUGUCAAUGCUUCUUCACCAGCAUCUCGGUGCCAGGGCCGCUGACAAUGAGUGGUUCUGCGGGGUUGGCCUGUGGCACACCCCAGGGCAUCAGCAUGGGAUCCUGGUGCGUGGCUUGAGCUCUGGUGCUGGCACGUUCACUCUUCAUGCCGUCGUAGUCACGUGCCCCAGGCAGAUGGACAGGCCGCUCCUGACCCCUGUGUCUCCACAUUGUCCACAAAGCUUGUGGGUCUGGAAGCGGGCUGGGGCCUCGUCGUCCUCAGGUGCUUGGCAGCCGGCAGGGCUGGGAGUGAUCGUGGUGACACGGGAACACCCGGUAAGGUCUUAAACCUGUAACUUCAGAGGAGCCCACGAUUAAACGUGUCUGGUCGCCACGGUUACAAGUCUGACAUUU
Molecule: messenger RNA, 1437 nt
Organism: Rhinolophus ferrumequinum (greater horseshoe bat)
Lineage: Eukaryota; Metazoa; Chordata; Mammalia; Chiroptera; Rhinolophidae
Gene: NUBP2
Product: NUBP iron-sulfur cluster assembly factor 2, cytosolic
Exons: 7
Coding region: 76-894 (272 amino acids)
Biological process (GO): iron-sulfur cluster assembly
Cellular component (GO): cytosol
Molecular function (GO): ATP-dependent FeS chaperone activity; ATP binding; 4 iron, 4 sulfur cluster binding
Source: RefSeq, a predicted model, not a curated record